Messenger RNA from Vigna angularis (adzuki bean), 2310 nucleotides. RefSeq lists its product as uncharacterized. Gene Ontology annotation, biological process: regulation of DNA-templated transcription. The transcript has 6 exons. The record is from RefSeq and is a predicted model, not a curated record. Lineage: Eukaryota; Viridiplantae; Streptophyta; Magnoliopsida; Fabales; Fabaceae. Bases 1 to 2310 code for a protein of 769 amino acids.
AUGGCUUUUGAUUUAGGAUUUGUUGUGGUAAUAGUAAGAUCUGACAUAGCUACUGGUGUACGGGGAAGAAAAACGUAUGUCAUACUUGGAUGUGAAAGAGGGGGAAAAUAUAGGAAAUACAAAGCUGAUGCAGUGGCUAGUGUAUACGGCACUCGUAAAUGUGAAUGUCCGUUUAGAUUAAAGGGUAAACCAUGUUCAGAUGGGGUCGGAUGGGUGUUGAAGGUGAUGUGUGGACAUCACAACCAUGAGUUGGCUGAAACUUUAGUGGGUCACCCUUAUGCUGGCAGGUUAAAUACGAGUGAGAAGUCAUUACAGGUUGAUAUGACAAAGAGUAAAGUUACACCUACAAAUAUUUUAUUAACACUCAAACAAAAUAAUGAUCGAAAUGUCACAACGAUUAAACAAAUCUACAACGCAAGGCAUGCGUAUAAACGAUCAUUAAGAGGGUCCAGAACUGAACUACAACAACUUAUGAUGUUGUUGGAUCGGGAUAAGUACAUUCACUGGAGUAGGUGUGCUGAUGAUUUAGAGGUUGUUACUGACUUAUAUAGACUUUCGUUGCUUGAGAUUGUGGGUAUGACGUCUACAGGGUUAACCUUCUCAGCAGCAUUUGCUUUCUUGUCUACUGAAAGGCAGAGUAAUUUCACAUGGGCUUUGGAAAAGCUGAAAGGUUUAUUUUUAACAUUUGAGGGUGGUCCUAAAGUUAUUGUGACUGACCGAGACUUGGCUUUGAUGAAUGCCAUAUCAAGUGUAUUCCCUGAGUCAUAUCAGAUGUUAUGUCGGUUCCACAUCCUUAAAAAUGUUAAAGCUAAAUGCAAAAUGUUAGUUCAUUCUACUGAGGUUUGGGAAGUGUUGAUGGAUGCAUGGGAAAAUGUGAUGGAUUGUGCUGAUGAAAGCUUGUUUGCUGAGUAUGUGAAUGGUUUUCAAUACGCAAACAGAUCAUGGCCUUUGUUCUUUGAAUAUGUUAAUCAGACUUGGAUUAUUCCGUACAGCACAUACUUUGUAAAGUUCUGGACGAACAAAGCUGAAUCUGCUCAUUGGAGCCUGAAGAAAGUUCUGGGCAAUAGUAUGGGUGAUUUGUGUUCUUGUUGGGAUAGUGUUCAUAAUGUCAUUAUCUUACAACACAACAAGAUUAAGGCGUCAUUUGAAAGUAGUUUGUUGCUCAGGAGUGACCAUUUUAAAGGCUACAUAUAUAGAGAACUUAUUGGGCGUGUGUCUCGAUAUGCAUUGGAUCUCAUUACUAAGGAAUUGAAAAUAGUGCAGCAGAUAGGAUUGGACUCCUCAAAGUGUGGAUGCGUAUUGAGACGUACAUUUGGUGUCCCAUGUGCAUGUGAAUUAGCACGAUAUGAUCCUAGGAUGAUCCCUAUAGGUGAAUUUCAUAUCAUGUGGCGAAGAUUGCAUUUCUCAAAUGUUGAAUUAAAUGAAACUAAGCCUCAGUUAUCCAUUAAAGAUGAGUUGAAACAAGUAGAAGAACGAUUCAAUGAGGUUGACAUUGGCGGUAAAGUCACCAUCAAGCAGAAGUUACUUGAAAUUGUUUGUCCUACAUUGACAUCAAUGGUCCCUCCAUUACAUAAAGUCAAGACAAAGGGUGCACAAAAAAGUAAAGUUAAACGAAGUGAAAGGUCUACUACGCGGGAUCCAUCAUAUUUUGAGUAUGUGGACGCCUUUCAUUCAACCAUAGAAUCUUCAUCUGUGAGAAGUAAAUUACAAUCAAAGCCAAAAGCAAUGAAGAAAAGGAGAGUUCCAAUGAUAGACCAGUUUCAUUCUACUACUCACCCCUUCAUUGUGGACGUUGUUGAUGUUGUGGCUGAUGGUCACUAUUCAUGGCCCGUUGUCAGGAAUGAGUUGUACAAAGAACUCAGUGCAUGGCGUGAUGAAUAUGCAAGCCUAGUAGGAGGCUAUGAUAGACUAGAAGAACUGAGGACCUCUUUGUUGGUGCAGUCACUGUCCGCGGCUAACAAGAGCAAGUGGAUGACAUUACCAGACAUUGGUUAUGCAAUUGCUAACCGAUAUAACGUUAUCUCAGUGUGUUUGUCAUACUCUCAAAAUUAUACUAUCUUUCCACUAUGUUCCACACCACCUUCUGAUAUCACUCAACAUCGCUUAAUUUGUAUAGGACAUGUUCAUGGAUGUCAUUUUGUGCAGGUUAAGCUACAAGAAGGUUGUCCGUUGCCCACGGUGAAUAUCAUGUCCUCAACCCACUGUUAUCUUGAGGCACGAGCGUGGUCAUCUAUUUAUACUAGUAGGAUGCACGCAUUUGAACAGUUGAUGGACAUAACAACAUCUUAUGUUGACUUAGGUGAUUCAUGA